Molecule: messenger RNA, 829 nt
Organism: Hyla sarda
Lineage: Eukaryota; Metazoa; Chordata; Amphibia; Anura; Hylidae
Gene: MND1
Product: meiotic nuclear divisions 1
Exons: 8
Coding region: 145-762 (205 amino acids)
Biological process (GO): reciprocal meiotic recombination
Cellular component (GO): nucleus
Molecular function (GO): double-stranded DNA binding
Source: RefSeq, a predicted model, not a curated record
GCUAUGGGCUAGAUGAAUGUAGUUCUUCUUCAUAGCAAUCAGUGAAAUCCAGUCACAUGGAGUAAUGCCAGACUCUGUGCCCAUAUCUCACACAGUACCUGCCCUUCUGCUCCGUGGCCAGCGCCAAACACACUUACCUCUUUCAUGUCUAAGAAAAGAGGUCUGAGUGUCGAUGAAAAAAGAACAAAGAUGAUGGAAAUAUUUUUCGAAACUAAAGAUGUAUUCCAACUAAAGGAUCUGGAGAAAAUUGCCCCAAAGCAGAAGGGAAUAACUUCCAUGUCGGUGAAGGAUGUCCUGCAAAGUCUGGUGGAUGAUGGAAUGGUAGAUUCAGAGCGCAUCGGAACUUCCAAUUAUUUUUGGGCCUUUCCCAGCAAGGCUCUCCAUGCACGAAAACGAAAACUGGAGACAUUAGAAAGCCAGCUCUCGGAAGCAAGUCAAAAGAAAAAGCAGCUAGAGCAAAGUGUUCAAAAAGCUAAAGUUGGGCGUCAAGAUACGGAAGAGCGAACAAAGCUGGCUGCGGAACUUGCAUCAAUGAGGCAACAAAGAGAGAAACUAACAACAGAGCUGGAAAAGUACAAAGAAUGUGAUCCAGAUGUUAUUGAUGAGAUUCGUAAAACAAACAUAGUAGCUAAAGAAGCCGUUAACAGAUGGACUGACAACAUAUUUUCUGUGAAGUCUUGGGCCAAGAAGAAGUUUGGAUUUGAGGAAAGCAAGAUUGACAAGACAUUUGGAAUACCAGAAGACUUUGAUUAUAUAGAUUGAAUUACUUUGAUAAAUUGUGUAUAUUUAUAAACCUUGAUGUAUAUUGUGGUGGGAAGGUUUUUUUCCC